AUGAUACAGGACAAGCACGGAGGUGAUGCUGGCGGCGACGGCGGAGGCGCAAACGACUGGAACGACGGCGAGGACCGUCGGGGGCUGCUAGCCAGCAACGACUUCAACCAUGAUGGCGACGGCAAGGAGGCGACCUCGCUACCCAACGGCAGCAGCGGAGGCGACGAAGAGCAACCGCAACAGCAGCCACAGAUACGGCCACCCGGACGCGUACGCUUCAAUGACGUCCCCGAGGUGGUGCGCAUGAGCACCGCCUCGUCGCGGCCCUCCGGCGACGACCGUUACAACAGCCUCGACGACGACGACCUCGACCCUCGCCACACCCUCGACCUCGAGGACCCCCUCCACGACGACCACGACGACGAUGACCACGACGGUGACCACCGGAUGCCGCUCCUCACGAGCAUGGAGGCGCCGUCGGUCGCGCUCGCCAACGACCUCGACGACGCGGUCGAGCAGGAGCUGCGGCGGCCCAAGUCCGGGCUGCGCUCCGCCUUCAUGAACAUGGCCAACUCCAUCAUCGGCGCGGGCAUCAUCGGGCAGCCGUACGCGAUCCGGCAGGCGGGCCUGCUCGCGGGCGUGCUGCUGCUCGUCGGGCUCACCGCCAUCGUCGACUGGACCAUCUGCCUCAUCGUCAUCAACAGCAAGCUCAGCGGCACCAGCAGCUUCCAGGGCACCGUCGCCCGCUGCUUCGGCCGUCCGGGCCUCAUCGCCAUCUCCCUCGCCCAGUGGGUCUUUGCGUUUGGCGGCAUGGUAGCCUUCGCGGUCAUCGUCGGCGACACCAUCCCGCACGUGCUGCUGGCCGUCUGGCCGGGCUUGCGCGGCGUGCCGGUGGUCGGCCUGCUGGCGGACAGGAGGGUGGCGAUCGCGGUGUUCGUCAUGGGCAUCAGCUACCCGCUCACGCUGUACCGCGAUAUCGCCAAGCUCGCAAAGGCGAGCACGUUUGCGCUGGUCGGCAUGCUGGUUAUCGUCGCGACGGUGCUGGUGCAGGGCCUGCUGGUACCGUCCGAGGCGAGGGGCCACUUCAGCCUGCCGCUCCUGACGAUCAAUACGGGCAUCUUUCAAGCCAUUGGCGUCAUUUCUUUCGCCUUUGUCUGCCACCACAACUCCCUCCUCAUCUACGGCUCGCUGCGCACGCCCACCAUCGACAACUUCUCGCGCGUCACGCACUACUCGACCGGCAUCUCGAUGCUCGCGUGCCUCGUGCUCGCUCUCGGCGGCUUCCUCGUCUUCGGCGACAAGACGCUCGGCAACGUGCUCAACAACUUCCCCUCGGACAGCGUCAUGGUCAACGUGGCGCGCCUGUGCUUCGGCCUCAACAUGCUGACGACGCUUCCGCUCGAGGCGUUUGUGUGCCGCGAGGUCAUGCUGACGUACUGGUGGCCCGACGCGCCGUUCGACCUCCGCCGGCACGUCGCGCUCAGCACGGGGCUCGUCGCCUCGGCCACGCUGCUGAGCCUCGCGACGUGCGACCUCGGCGCCGUCUUCGAGCUCGUCGGCGCGACGAGCGCCGUCGCCAUGGCGUACAUACUCCCACCCAUGUGCUACAUCAAGCUGACGACGCGCAGCUGGCGCACGUACCUGGCCGGCGCCAUCGUCGUCUUUGGUGGACUUGUCAUGGUCAUCUCCGUCAUCCAGGCGAUCGGGAAGCUGGUGAAUAACAAAGAUGGGCCGGUGCAGUGCCAAUAA
Messenger RNA from Cordyceps fumosorosea ARSEF 2679, 1689 nucleotides. Its product is annotated as Amino acid transporter, transmembrane. NCBI's taxonomy places the organism in Eukaryota, Fungi, Ascomycota, Sordariomycetes, Hypocreales, Cordycipitaceae. The coding region runs from base 1 to 1689 and encodes 562 amino acids. The record is from RefSeq and is a predicted model, not a curated record. Gene Ontology annotation, molecular function: amino acid transmembrane transporter activity. Gene Ontology annotation, cellular component: endoplasmic reticulum. Gene Ontology annotation, biological process: amino acid transmembrane transport. The transcript is spliced from 3 exons.